UUCCUUCGACCCAAUCCAUUUUAUUUUCCCCUUCAAAUUCCUUUCGGAUUCUUCGUUUCCAUUCCAUUCCAUUAUGGAGGUUAAGGGCCGUGCAGUUUCCACUUUAGUCUCUCGCCUCAGCUCCGUCUCCGAGCAAAUCCGAUGCGAAUCCUUGUCCGAGCUUCGAUUGAUGACCAAAAACGACGCCCAAAGCCGUUCUCUCAUCGUCCAUGCCGGUGCUCUUCCUUAUUUGUCUGAAACUCUGUAUUCCUCUUCUCACCUUCCCCAAGAAGACGCCGCCGCUACGCUUCUCAACCUCUCUAUAUCUUCGCGUGAAGCCUUAAUGUCCACUCACGGCCUUCUCGAUGCGAUUUCUCAUGUGCUUAGCCACCAUAAUUCCUCUUCCUCCUCCUCUGCUGUUCAAUCCUGUGCUGCCACUCUUCAUAGUCUUCUCGUUGUGGAUGAGUACCGCCCGAUUAUUGGUUCCAAGCGUGAUAUAAUCUAUUCUCUUGUUGAUAUUCUUAAGUAUAGGAAAUCUCCUCAGAGAUCCAUUAAGGAUGCUUUGAAAGCGUUGUUUGGAAUUGCGCUUCACCAGUCCAAUCGAUCUACUAUGGUAGAUCUUGGGGUGAUUCCGCCGCUAUUCUCUUUGGUUGUGGUCGGCGGUCACGCUGGGAUUGUCGAAGAUGCGUCGGCGGUGGUUGCGCAGGUGGCGGGAUGUGAAGAGAGCGAAUUGGCAUUUCGUAGGGUUUCUGGAUUGGGGGUUUUGGUGGAUUUGUUGGAUUCGGGGACUGGUUCGAGUUUGAGAACGAAGGAGAACGCGGUAUCGGCGUUGUUGAAUUUAGCUAAAUGGGGCGGCGAUAGGGCGGCGGAAGAUGUGAAGGAUUUAGGAUCUGGAAUCUUGAGCGAGAUUGCGGAUGUGGCUGUGAACGGCAGCGAGAAGGGGAAAACCAAGGCGGUGGAAUUGUUGAAGAUGGUUGCAAGUGGCGGCAUUGAUGGUAAAGUAUUUGACGAUUUGCAAUUGAAUCGUUUGAUAAAUCCAUGCUCUGAAUAGCUUCUUCUUUCACCUUGCUCUCUCUUUGAUUGAUAGAUUGAUCGAUUACUGCUUCUCCACCCUAUUUGUAUAACAUCAGAUUGAUUCUUUUCCCCUAGAUCGAACAAAUUCUAUGUACAAAUUAAAGAUAGAAAAUGAAAAUUCUACCUAUAUUCAUCAGCUGCAUUCCACAAGUUUUCAUGUAAUUGGAAAAUUUGAAUCUGUUGUGACUGAUCUUUGAUGUGUAACCUCUUCUUCCUAGAGCUUAUAUGGUUGAAGUUAAGUUUGAUGAACAUUGGAAGAAUCAACGAAUGAUUCAAUUUUUUACCAAUUUGCUGUGCUUAUUCAUUCCCAAAUUCCCA
Cucumis sativus (cucumber) is the source of this 1371-nucleotide messenger RNA. Its product is annotated as protein spotted leaf 11. The record is from RefSeq and is a predicted model, not a curated record. Bases 74 to 1030 code for a protein of 318 amino acids. Gene Ontology annotation, molecular function: protein binding. The transcript has a single exon. NCBI's taxonomy places the organism in Eukaryota, Viridiplantae, Streptophyta, Magnoliopsida, Cucurbitales, Cucurbitaceae. Gene Ontology annotation, cellular component: cytoplasm; nucleus.